AUGUCGGACAAGGACGCCAAGACGCCCAUCAAGGACAGUGAGAAGGCCGGCGUCAUCGUCUCCGACGCCGCUGGCGCCAACACCAGCGCCCCUGCAUCCGGGACGGCCCCCAAGGAAAGCAAGCCGCAGGCUGUCAGCCGCAGAAACAGUGGCGGCAACUACAUUUGCGGCUGCAGUCUUUGCAUCUGCGGCGGCGCGGUCGAGUACCCCGGCGAUGUUUGCUACACCUGCAUCAAAUUCCACUAA
Molecule: messenger RNA, 246 nt
Organism: Thermothielavioides terrestris NRRL 8126
Lineage: Eukaryota; Fungi; Ascomycota; Sordariomycetes; Sordariales; Chaetomiaceae
Exons: 2
Coding region: 1-246 (81 amino acids)
Source: RefSeq, a predicted model, not a curated record